Molecule: messenger RNA, 2003 nt
Organism: Pelagomonas calceolata
Lineage: Eukaryota; Pelagophyceae; Pelagomonadales; Pelagomonadaceae
Source: the annotation of a GenBank genome assembly
GCUUUGGCUGCUGCCCCUGUUGUAGUCUGCUGGUUGGUUUUGUUAUUGAUCCAUGCGACGGAUCGAUGCGUUUAACCGGUGGUGGCGGCUGCCCGAGCCAUGGUCGCGGCUUGCCUUGUUUGAUUGGCAGCUCGCACUCGGCGCUGCCUUGUUUGCUUUGGUCCGCGGGGCGGAGGGCUAUGAGGGCGCUGCGAGUCCGUUGCGGGGGCGCUAGGGACGGCUUGGAGACGUCGCGACUGAUACCUUGCUUUCCUAGUGUGUUACAUGCCGUUAGCUGUCGCACUUUUUUAUGCCGCGAACAUUUUUUUGGCCAGUAUUGUGUGCAACCGGGCCAGCGCUCGUGCAAGGUGCCGCCGAGCACUCAUAGAUUCCACUGCGUUCACCCUGCAACAAAUAGAGCUCGCUGCGGACGCUCAAGACCGGUUUGGCCACAGGUGACCUGACCUGCAAACGCCAUGUGCCCCGCGCCCCCAGCCCCGCCGGCGUCUCCCGACGCCCACUACGUCCGCCUGGAGGCGCCGCCGACGCCCACCAAUGAAGCAACCGACGCAACUGAGGCAACGACGAGCGCCGCCGCGACGGCCGCCGUCCUCGCGAACGCCGUCAUGGGCGCGGGCAUCCUCGCGCUACCCUACGCCUACGCGAGGAGCGGCGUCGCCGGCGGCCCGGCGCUCGUACUGUUCGCGGGCCUCACGAACGCGUUCACGAUGCAUUUACUGUCGAGCGUGGGCCGGCGCGUCGCCCAGGACAAGGCUUCGUUCCACGCCGUCGCGUCCGCGACAUUGCCUCCAUCAUUAUGGUGGCUCGCCGAUUUUGUAGUUUGUUCCAUGAUGGCUUUAGUUGCUACUUCGUAUCUAAUCGUCUUCGCGAACCUGGCGCAAGCGGCACUCGCUAGCAAGAGGAGGUACCCCUACGUCGUCAUAGCCGCAGGCGUCUGCGCGCCCUGGGCCUACGCCGAGAAGCUGGGUGGCAUACUGCAGUAUACCUCCUAUCUAGGUCUGAUAUUAGCUAUAUAUGUGGCAUUAUUAUCCAUAGCGAAUUGGCUCGACGCGGACCAGUUCAAGCCAUGUCUGACAGGACACCACUGCGGCGGCACGUAUCAAUUAUUUGAACUGAACCUAAAGACGCUCGACGCCUUCGCACUGGCGACGUUUGCCUUUACAGCGCAAACGCAAGUACCACAAUGUGCCAACGGCCUUGACCAAUACACCCAGCCGAAGAUGGACUUCGUAUGUAUUUCAGCAGUGCUCUUCUGCGCAUUGCUCUAUGCAGUGGUAGGACACGCGGGAUACGAGACGUUCGGCAGUGACGAUCUCGGCGUCCCGUCGUGUUGUGGUGGUUUCACUUCUUCAAUACGACUCGUCUCCAUCAGAGAAGGCGAUGGGUGCUUUCUUUGUCGAGUUCGAGGCCAUUCGCGAUGCCCCGCGCAGGUCUCGUGAAUUCCGAUCUACUAGAAUCGUACCCCAAUGCACCGGAAGUGGUGGCGGCUCGAUUAUGUGUAGCGGUCGUCGUCGCUACUUCCUACCCGCUCAUGGUCGUGCCGUUUCGGGACUCGCUUCAUUCGAUACUCAUGCAUCAGACGCGAUCACCGUCAGUGAAGGCGUUCGCUUCCCAUCCACACUUCCGUGUCGUCGUGACGACGGGUUUCGUUCUCAUAUCUGCCGCGGUUUGCGUCGUUGUAAAGGAUCUGGGGAUAGUGCUGUCGAUCGUGGGUAGCACGGCCGGGACGACGGUGGCCUACGCCAUCCCGUCGUAUGCGUAUGUGCGCACGUUUUCUGGCGACCCCGACCGGAAGUGUUCCUUGAUGCUCGCGCGGUGCGUCUUCGCGUAUUCGGUGGUCGCGGUGCCGGCGUGCCUCUACGCGACGUUCCGGCCGUGACCCUUCGCUAGCGUGCUUCGCGAUCGACAAGACGUGGUCUCUACGCCGUCGCCGCCGUCGAAUGUAAUUAUAUUAUUGUGCAAGAAAUUAGGUUGCUAUGGGGAUAGGAAUAUUGAUGGGCCGC